AUCAACAACAAUACUUAGCAAUACAGAAAGCCUUUAAUUAAUUGGUAUAUGAUGCUUGCCAAACUAUGGCUCACUCUUCUUUUGCUUGGGGUCACCGGUACUCUCUCAUCUGCAGCAUGUACUGACUCGGCUCGUUCGGCAAAAAUCUCCCAUCCACAAAUAUGGCAACGUAAUUUGAAUGAAUUACCUCCUUUGGAGGAAAAGAGGGUUCGAAAGGAUCAACCUCCACUUAAUCCAGGUGACAAACCACCUUUGAAUCCAGGUGAUAAGCCACCGUUGAAUCCAGGGGAUAAGCCACCACCAGAAGAUAAGCCGCCGUUGAAUCCAGGGGAUAAGCCACCACCAGAAGAUAAGCCGCCGUUGAAUCCAGGUGAUAAGCCACCACCAGAAGAUAAGCCACCUUUGAACCCAGGCGAUAAACCACCACUAGAAGAUAAGCCACGUCCUUUGAAUCCGGGUGAUAAGCCACCACCAGAAGAUAAACCUCCCUUGAAUCCAGGUGAUAAGCCACCGCCAGAAGAUAAACCACCAUUGAAUCCAGGUGAUAAGCCACCACCAGAAGAUAAGCCGCCUUUGAAUCCAGGUGAUAAGCCACCACCAGAAGAUAAGCCACUAGGAAAUGGACCAGCAGAAACUGCGAAAGACAACCUACCACGGAAGGUGAUGACGAAGUCUCUUUCUAUGAAGAACUACCCGCAACCCUAAUUUCCAUGUCCAUGAGAACUACCAUACUAAGUACGUACUUAGUUCUCACAAACUUUGCUAGCUAGCAAGCUUCAUAUUGUGCAUGGUCCUCUGUGAAAUAAUGGCUUAUAUAUGGUAAAGUUUUAAGCAUGUGUUCAUAAUAAGAGCUGCAAUAAGUACUAUUUCUAGUACGUAUAUGGUACGUAUAGAAGCUCUUUCUUUAUGUUUGGUUAAUAAGUUUAGCACAGUAUAGUGGUUUUUCUGCACUAGUUUUCAUCAUGUAGUUUGGUAUGUUGUCAUGUAAAAAAAGUUGAUAAUAUAUGAUAUAAUAUAUAUAUGUAUAUACAACAAUCUUCCAUUGCAA
Molecule: messenger RNA, 1048 nt
Organism: Humulus lupulus (European hop)
Lineage: Eukaryota; Viridiplantae; Streptophyta; Magnoliopsida; Rosales; Cannabaceae
Exons: 2
Coding region: 49-705 (218 amino acids)
Source: RefSeq, a predicted model, not a curated record